AUGAACCAGCUUUUUGUGCAGACAGAGAAGAUAGUCGACCCUCGGGAGGGAAAGCUCCAGGUGGUGUCGAAUGUGGAUGUGUGCACCAAGAUAGCAGAGUUCUUGGAAAGUACCCUGGGGCCUUAUGGAAUGGACAAGCUAUUUGCAGGAAAGGAGAUUGUUGUAACGAACGACGGGGCAACGAUACUUAAGCACAUGAAUAUAAGACAUCCUGUGGGAAGGCUCUUGGUGGCCCUGUCUGAGUCGCAGGACAGCGAGGUUGGAGAUGGAACAACUAGCGUUGUGAUCCUAACCACCGAGAUACUAAGCUGCUUGAAGCCGCUGAUCAAGGACAACUUCGACCUUGGAUGCAUCAAGGGAUGCCUUGAGGAGCUUCGGAUGAUGUGCAUUGAGCAUUUGGAGAAGAUGGGGAUGGAGCUUGACGACGAGGUGCUCUACAAGCUAGCAGGGACAUGCAUUACUUCGAAGAACAUAAGGCACGAGAAGGAGUAUUUUUCACGGAUGAUAGUGGAUGCAGUGAAACAAGCAAAGAUAGACGAUGCAGAGUCGAUUGGGGUGAAGAAGGUGCAGGGCGGGAGUAUUGGAGACUCGGUUGCUGUGAAUGGAAUUGCAUUUGAGAAGUGCUUUACCUAUGCGGGGUAUGAACAGCAGCCAAAGAGGAUUCUGAAUCCAAGGAUCCUCUGCCUAAAUGUUGAGCUUGAGUGGAAGAGCGAGCGUGACAAUGCGGAGAUAAGGGUUGGGGGAGUUGAGGAGUACCAGAGGGUUGUCGAUGCUGAGUGGGCUAUUAUCAGGAGGAAGCUGGACGAGAUAAUAAGCAGCGGAGCGAAUGUGGUUCUGAGCUCUCUGUCGAUAGGAGAUUAUGCGACUCAGUACUUUGCAAAGCACGGGAUAUUCUGUGCAGGGAGGGUUUCGAAGGAGGAUCUUGGACGGGUUGUAGGGUCUUGUGGAGGGAGUAUCCUUGGGGCAACGGAUUACCUGGAGGGCAGCCUGGGGGCAUGCGCACUUUUUGAAGAGAGACAGCUGGGAAAGUUCAGAUACAACUACUUUGAGGGAGGAGGGACGAGUGCAUGCACCAUGAUACUCCGAGGGCCUGGACAGGAGGUUCUCGAGGAGAUUGGACGGUCUGUUCACGAUGCAGUGUGUGUUGUCAGGACAGCACUGAGAACAAGAAAGGUUGUUACUGGGGGAGGAUCCGUUGAAAUGGAGCUGUCCAGGAUUAUCAGGGAGAAGUCUAUGAAGUAUGAUGAUAAGAGGAUGUUUGUUGCAAAGGCUGUAGGGCAAGCAUUUGAGAAGAUUCCCCUCCUUCUGGCCAGGAACUUUGGGCUUGACACGAUCAGCACGAUUCAGGACCUCAGAAAAAGACAUGCCAACGGAGACUCGUGCGAAGGAAUCAGCAUUGAUGGGGCCCGGGACAUGCAGAAGCUCGGGAUAUACGAGCCUCUUGAAGUCAAGAAGAAUAUGGUCAAGGCGUCUUUCAGCGCGGCAGCCUCGAUUAUCAUGAUUGACUCGACAAUCAUGGCCGAAAAGAGUCAAUAA
Messenger RNA from Encephalitozoon cuniculi GB-M1, 1536 nucleotides. RefSeq names its product T-complex protein 1 subunit eta. The transcript has a single exon. The record is from RefSeq and is marked provisional. Gene Ontology annotation, biological process: protein folding. Gene Ontology annotation, molecular function: ATP hydrolysis activity; ATP binding; ATP-dependent protein folding chaperone. Bases 1 to 1536 code for a protein of 511 amino acids. Lineage: Eukaryota; Fungi; Microsporidia; Unikaryonidae. Gene Ontology annotation, cellular component: chaperonin-containing T-complex.